CACCAUUGAGCAGGUCAGAGCUCUCAUCGGGCUGGUCGGCGGAGAACAUCUAAAUUGGUGGAGUGUACGGGGGAGAUCGGUAGAUCAGAUCAGAGUCAGAGUCAGAGCAACGCACGCACACGAGCUCUCAGAGGCCCCGUGGCAAUCUACAAACAGUCAUGAUCUCGCAGCUGAAUCUGAUCACCAUCGUUGGUGCGGUGGCACUGAGUGCUCUAGCAUCGGCAUCACCUACAAGCACCAGCACAGAGGCAACGGCCACACAGCUAUCCAUGGAGCUGUCUCCCCAAUGCAAUUAUACGCUGAUCAAAACCAAAACCCUUGGCGUGGAUCCAUCAUUCUGGAAGAAGUUCUUUACUCAUCUGAUACCCUUCGCGGGAAGUUCGCGGAGUAAAAUGCAAUUUAUACUCUUCAAGCGGGACUUUGCCGAUUGCGGAAGAGAAUUGUUAAUCGACAAUAAGGAGAAUCUGAAAAACUCAGGCUUCGAUGCACGUCAUCCCACAAGAAUCGUCAUACACGGCUGGAUGAGUCAGAGCAAGGGUUCCCACAUCAGGAAAGUGAAGAAUGCCUAUUUGAGUCUGACCCAACCGGGACUGAAUGGAGAACCACCAAGGUACGAGGACUUCAACGUGAUCGUCUGCGAUUGGAGUAAGAUCUCAACGAAUGUCAACUACUUUGGAGUGGCCAAUAUGGUAGAGGAUAUGGGCUUCCUGCUGGCCGAUCUAGUGCGCUAUCUGCACUUGAAUGCCGAUCUUCACUACGAUGACGUCUAUGUGAUUGGACACUCGCUCGGGGCACAGAUCGCCGGAAGUGCGGGCAAGCAGAUACAGCCGUUCCGGUUCAACACGAUCUACGCGUUGGAUCCGGCGGGACCGAAGUUCCGCGAUCAAACGGAUGAGUACCGCAUCGAUGCUAGUGACGCCACCUACGUGGAGUCCAUUCAAACAAGCGUCAGCCUGGGCUUCGAGCAGCCAGUGGGGCAUGCCACCUUCUAUCCGAACUACGGCAAGAACCAAAAGAAGUGCUAUGUCUAUGGCUGUUCCCAUAAGCGGGCCCACGACUACUUUAUGGAGUCGCUGAUCAGUCCCGCUGGAUUCUGGGGUCCUCGUGCCGAACGUCAGGCAAAUGGGACGUGGAUCCUCUUCCUCAGCGACGGGGAGUUCCGUAUGGGCGGGGAGCCAUCGGUACCGAAGAAUGGCACUUUCUACGUAAAGACUUAUGCCAAGCCACCCUAUGCCAUGGGCCACCGAUGGCAGACGGAGCCAGAUCCCGAAGAAGAUGAUGAAAACUCAACAGAUGAAUAGCACGACAGAGGAGGCAAUACACUUGUAGGAACUGUGAAUAAAAUAUGGCUAUAAUUUAUAAAGGAA
This is a messenger RNA of Drosophila persimilis, 1367 nucleotides long. Its product is annotated as phospholipase A1 2. Gene Ontology annotation, biological process: lipid metabolic process. The record is from RefSeq and is a predicted model, not a curated record. Gene Ontology annotation, molecular function: lipase activity. The transcript is spliced from 3 exons. NCBI's taxonomy places the organism in Eukaryota, Metazoa, Arthropoda, Insecta, Diptera, Drosophilidae. Bases 159 to 1301 code for a protein of 380 amino acids.